UCUGCUUUCACUCUUCCCACAUUCUCCUCCUGUCUGCUCCGCAGCGCUGCUGCUGACCCAGGAUACCGAUUCAAUUUGUCAUUUGAAACAGGAUGAAAGCCAAUUUUUGUGUCGUUCUUCCCACAUGUUCCUUCCUUCUGUUUCUUCUGCCAGGGGGCUCCUCUUCAGAUGCAGAGCACAAGCUCUUCUCUGUGAUAUUCUCCAACUACAACCAGUACAUCCGACCGGUGGAAAAUGUGACCGACCCAGUCGUUGUACAGUUCGAGGUAUCCAUGUCACAGCUAGUCAAAGUGGAUGAAGUCAAUCAGAUCAUGGAGACAAAUCUGUGGCUGAGACAUAUCUGGAAUGACUACAAGCUCAGAUGGAAUCCAAGGGAUUUUGGAGGCGUCGAGUUUAUCCGAGUGCCGUCAAACAAAAUAUGGAAGCCAGACAUUGUGCUUUACAACAAUGCUGUCGGAGAUUUCCAAGUCGAUGACAAAACAAAAGCCCUGCUUCGUUACAAUGGUGAUGUUACCUGGAUCCCUCCAGCUAUAUUCAAGAGCUCCUGCAAGAUCGACGUCACUUACUUCCCCUUCGACUACCAAAACUGCACCAUGAAGUUUGGCUCUUGGACAUACGACAAGGCAAAGAUCGAUCUGGUGCUAAUUGGCUCAACCAUCAACCUAAAGGACUUCUGGGAGAGCGGCGAGUGGACGAUCAUCGACGCCCCUGGUUACAAACACGACAUCAAGUACAACUGCUGCGAGGAAAUCUACACGGAUAUCACUUACUCUUUGUACAUCCGCCGUCUACCACUUUUCUACACUAUCAACAUGAUCAUCCCCUGCCUUCUUAUCUCCUUCCUCACUGUGCUCGUCUUCUACCUGCCAUCUGAUUGCGGGGAGAAAAUCACUCUGUGCAUCUCUGUCCUGCUGUCUUUAACUGUCUUCCUCCUCGUCAUAACAGAGACCAUCCCCUCCACCUCGCUAGUCAUCCCCCUGAUUGGCGAGUACCUCCUCUUCACCAUGAUCUUUGUCACCCUCUCUAUUGUCAUCACUGUUUUUGUGUUGAACGUCCACUACCGCACACCAAAGACCCACACUAUGCCCUGCUGGGUGCGGACUGUGUUCCUUGGGCUGUUGCCCAAGGUGAUGUUCAUGACCAGGCCAGAGAGGGACCCCGAGACGGUGGCAGUGACCAGCAGUGUUCAGACGGUGCAUUCAAGGCCCUGUGCCAAGCAUUCAUCAGGUACUUUGCAGAAGCAGCACAAACCUCAGGCCCUCGUUUCUAGUGUGGUGUCCAGCCUGACAAACCGCCAACGGAUUAUCAACAACACAGAGCUCUCCAACCUCAAUAACUUAAGUGGAGAACCAACCAAAGGUGCAGGUUCUGUGUUUUUGUGCUGCGAGGGCCGUUCCAACCGUUGCUGGCACCAGAGAUCCAGCAAACUGCCCGCAGAUUCUGGGGGAGGGAGCAGAGGACUGGGCAACCUGGGGGCGCUGAUUGGAGGCAGUGCUGUCGAGACUGGAGGCGAGAGUCAAUGCUCCAGCUCAGAGUCUCUAGAUGGAGGAAAAAUGUCCCUGUUGCCACUCUCCCCUGAGGUCAGGGAGGCUAUUGAGAGUGUCAAAUACAUAGCAGAGAACAUGAGACUUCAGAAUGAAGCAAAAGAGGUUCAAGAUGACUGGAAGUACGUUGCCAUGGUGAUCGACAGGAUUUUCCUUUGGGUUUUUAUCCUUGUGUGCAUCCUGGGAACAGCUGGCCUCUUCCUCCAGCCUCUAUUACUUUGGGAUGACAUUUGAAAUAGUUUGAUAAAACAAAUACCGCUACUUCAAUUCUGUCAAACGGCACGGCAUUCGUUACUUAUGAGAUUCUCUCCAUCGCUCCGGACAAUGCAGAGUGGAUCAAAGUCAAGAAGAAAAGAUGACUGUGUCGGCCAAAUGUUGAGGCAAAUGUAUUAGUGACUGUGUUUUCACAGAUUAGAUGAUUUCUGUGCGAGGAAGUGGUUUUAGGACCCUCCAAUGCAGAGGACAUGGUGAACAAACAAUUGUAAAGAUCAUGGUAGUUACUUAAUUGUGUAUACACUAGUUCUGCAUUAACCACUACAUCACCAGAAAGCUAUUUUUUUUUUAAUUGCUAGUAUGUUUUAUAACAAGAAAAUCUUGAACAUAUUUGAAUGUUAAGUCUUCAUUAAGUGCCAUCUCAAAUUAAUACAUGUACUAUGGAGAAAA
Etheostoma spectabile (orangethroat darter) is the source of this 2207-nucleotide messenger RNA. RefSeq names its product cholinergic receptor, nicotinic, alpha 3 (gene chrna3). Bases 93 to 1778 code for a protein of 561 amino acids. Gene Ontology annotation, cellular component: postsynaptic membrane. The record is from RefSeq and is a predicted model, not a curated record. Lineage: Eukaryota; Metazoa; Chordata; Actinopteri; Perciformes; Percidae. The transcript has 6 exons. Gene Ontology annotation, molecular function: acetylcholine-gated monoatomic cation-selective channel activity; transmembrane signaling receptor activity. Gene Ontology annotation, biological process: monoatomic ion transmembrane transport.